Messenger RNA from Trichomonas vaginalis G3, 426 nucleotides. RefSeq names its product spectrin binding. The transcript has a single exon. Bases 1 to 426 code for a protein of 141 amino acids. Gene Ontology annotation, molecular function: protein binding. The record is from RefSeq and is a predicted model, not a curated record. NCBI's taxonomy places the organism in Eukaryota, Parabasalia, Trichomonadida, Trichomonadidae.
AUGGAAUGGUUUAAUCCAGAACACAUUAUUGAUUCAGAGUCAAAUUAUUAUGUCGAAUAUUAUCCAGUUCAUGCUAUUGUUCGAUAUUGUAAUCAUGAAAUGUUGAAUUACUGUGUUUCUUGUGGAUUGAAACUCAAUAUUCUUGAUUCUCAAAAUAACACUUUAAUGCAUCAUGCAGCUGUUAGAGAUUCGAAAAUCGAUCCAAAUGCAAGUAUGAUCAAAUACCUUUUUAAAAAGAAAUUAAGUAUUAAAACAGAAAAUAUUGAUGGCAUUCUCCCCAUCCACUUUGCUCUGAUAAAAAACCCUGCAGCUGCAAAAUUCUUAAUCGAAAAUAGAGCUGAUCUUGGGGCAAAAGAUAGAUAUGGAGAGAUCCCUCUUCAUUAUGCAGUUGCAUACAGUACACCAGAAAUUGUUGACCUUUAUUAA